Messenger RNA from Eublepharis macularius, 2801 nucleotides. RefSeq names its product methyltransferase 4, N6-adenosine (gene METTL4). Gene Ontology annotation, molecular function: site-specific DNA-methyltransferase (adenine-specific) activity; RNA methyltransferase activity; nucleic acid binding. The record is from RefSeq and is a predicted model, not a curated record. The transcript has 9 exons. The coding region runs from base 307 to 1749 and encodes 480 amino acids. Gene Ontology annotation, cellular component: cytosol; nucleus; RNA N6-methyladenosine methyltransferase complex. Lineage: Eukaryota; Metazoa; Chordata; Lepidosauria; Squamata; Eublepharidae.
CUCGCCCGUGUCUGUCGUCAGGCCUUGGGUACAGCCAGCGACUGCGUUCGGAUGAGUCAAGAGGAUUCUUUGCCGUAGCAGCGGUUGCUGGAAGUUGAUUCAAGCGAGCCUUUGUGCUGUAGAAACUCCGCGGACAGUGAGGAAGAACUACUGAGCCAAGAGCUGUGUGCUUGCUCGCUUAUCUGGGGUGUGAGCUCCAUCAAACCCGGUGCUGUGGCUUCCGAGUCAGCGUGUUAAUAAUGUAGCAGUACCAGUCGUAAAAUGCGGGCUUGUCCCAUGAGAAGGAUAAUACCUUAAAAACUGGCAAUGUCUAUUGUACAUUGUCUAUCAGAAGGAUGGCUACUGGAUCACCUCUUCUUCGUAAACAAGUCUGGCUACCAAUUGUGCCACUCCCAUGAACGCUCUGCCAGAGACUUCCUUGGUGUUUCUUCUGCUGCUGCUUCCUCAGAUAAAUAUCCUGUUGUGGAUGCUAGCCCAGCUACUUCAAACGGUUGCAGAAAAAAAUCUGUUUCUGAGCUGGGAACUGCAGGGAAAAAGUCAGAUGCAAUGCUAAAUAAGACAUACAUGUUCCGGGAAGAAUUUUUUAAUGUGUUUAAACCCCACAUAGCUGUAGACUUUCAAAAGGAACCCCAGCAGCAGAGCUUUGAGGUUGGUCUGGAAGAUGGAAAAGAACGGCAGGAAGGAGCCAAGAGUGACGUCUCUCAUUCUGUUGCUCCAAGAAAGAAAAGAAAAAGAAGCCGUGAAUUCAACCGUGGUGAACAUGAUGCUUUGGAAUAUCAUUUAAAAAUAAGCAAGGUGAUUGCAGAGGGUACCAGAAGUUUAGUCCAAGAGGGACUCAAAAGUGGCUUUCUUCAGCCCAGUUCUAUGAAGCCAGUCUGUUCCAAGACUCAUGAUAUGAGACCCAGUGAUUGUGGUUUGGCUGAAUUAUGUGAGAUGGCAAAACAGUAUUCUUCUGUGAAUGAAACAGAGCAAACAACUGUAAGCAAGAUAGAUGAAGAAGCCUUUCUACCAGAACAGGUUCAACUUUCCUGUGUUACACAAAACAUCAUGAACUAUACAAAGUUAAUAACAUUAAUGGGACAUAAAUAUUUAUUUCCACCCAAAAGCUGUUUUCUUUUAUCUGAUAUUUCUUGUAUGCAGCCACUUUUGAAUUAUAAUAAAAAAUUUGAUGUAAUUGUGAUAGAUCCACCAUGGGAGAACAAAUCUCUUAAAAGAAGCAAUCGGUAUAGCCACUUGCCACCAUGGCAAAUCAAGCAAAUUCCUGUGCCAGCCCUGGCAGCCCCAGAAUGCCUUGUGAUCACAUGGGUGACUAACAGACAGAAGCAUCUCCGUUUUGUGAAGGAUGAACUUUAUCCCCACUGGGCUGUGCAUGGAGUGGUAGAGUGGUACUGGGUGAAGAUUACAAGGUCUGGAGAGUUUGUGUUUCCAUUAGAUUCUCCUCACAAGAAGCCUUAUGAAGUUCUCGUAUUGGGCAGAAUCCAAGGAAGUAGAGAUCUGCCAUUAAGGAACAAAAUAUCGGGAGAUGAAGCACUUCCAAUUCCAGGCCAUAAAUUAAUUGUGAGUGUGCCUUCCACUCUUCAUUCACAUAAACCUCCUCUUACAGAGAUUCUGAAAGAAUAUACUAGACCAGAUGUGGAGUGUUUGGAGCUAUUUGCUCGGAAUUUGCAGCCUGGAUGGACCAGUUGGGGCAACGAAGUUCUCAAAUUUCAGCAUAUGGAUUACUUUACUGAAGUGCAAAAUAAAAAGUGACUGGAAUGGCAGAGCUUUGGUGGCAGUCUGAUUAAGUUUUUGCAAUCAGCUUGUGGAACUUUGUAAUUAUGCGUGUCCAUUGCAGUAGGGCUCUCGGGAUUUCUGUGGAUUAGAAACUAUCACACAUGGAUUUGUCUGCAGAGUAAUUACAAUAUGUGUAUACUUCAGUGAAGGAAGAGAGAGGGUAAAUAUGUUUGAGCAAUCAGGCAUGUUCAAUGCUAUGUAUUGCCAACAGGUAUGUAUUUCUCAUGUUGAAGCAUACUAUUUUGCCCCAGUACAAUGGUUUGCCCAAUAUUGAAGAAUACCCAUAUGCCCAAGUAGGAACUUGCAUUCCCAUGUGCAUCCCAAGAAAUUUUAAAUCUAAAGUUUAUAUUAUGUAUAACUAGUUUUACUAUCAUCCAAUUCUUGUCCAUUAUAUGUCUGAAUAUCCCUUUUCAUUUGGAAAUGAAGGUUUUAUAAAUUAACUGUAGGUAAAAGUUGAAAAUUAUUACUAUUAUUUCUAAGGCACUGGUUCUUACUAGCUGCUUUAGGUGGUUUUUAAAAGUAAAAAAGAAAACCUCUAUCCAGCUUAAGUUAAUUAUGACUAUCACAUUGAAUGCCAUAUAAUUUACAGUAAUAGUGAUUAGCUUGUUCUGUUGGUUUUGGUAGGACUUAACUGGGACCUCCUUUGCUGGAUUUAGGCAUUAUUUUAACAUUUUCCAUCCCCCUGAUACUUACAGGACUUAAAUUUAAUUGAGUAAAUACUUAUCUGUAUGUUUGCUGGAAAUGAUGUUCUACAAUAAAUACAACAAUAAUUAAAUUAUUUUUUAGAAUGACAAACUGCCUGUGUCUUGCUUUAGCUUGACAAAACCACUGUAAUAAAAAUUACCAUACAUCAAUAUGCAAGAUUGUAUCGAAAGGGAUAUCUUAAGAAGAAAUCAUUAUUUAAAGAAUAAAUCUUUUUCUACAAUAAAUUGGAUAUACUUUGGAUUGAUCAGUGUGCUGUUAAAUUUUAAAUAAGCCCAGGAAGUUUACAAAUAGAUUUUUUUGUACCUUGAAUAAUAAAAGAUCAA